This is a messenger RNA of Aquila chrysaetos chrysaetos, 5983 nucleotides long. RefSeq names its product MGAT4 family member C (gene MGAT4C). The transcript has 7 exons. Lineage: Eukaryota; Metazoa; Chordata; Aves; Accipitriformes; Accipitridae. The coding region runs from base 660 to 2093 and encodes 477 amino acids. Gene Ontology annotation, biological process: protein N-linked glycosylation. Gene Ontology annotation, molecular function: acetylglucosaminyltransferase activity. The record is from RefSeq and is a predicted model, not a curated record.
CAGACUGCAGAUGAGAGACUCGGGAGCAGAGACAAUUUUAACUUAGCCAUCCCUAAUUUAUCUCAAGCUUUUUCAAUUCAUCUUCACUGCUCUAUGCACACUGGAACACCAGAUUGUCAACCCCUGGGAACAGAAUGCAACCAGGGAUCUAGAGAGCUGUCACAUCCUGAGAAAUAUUUAAAUUGUGCUGAUUUUCUUCUGGAGUGCUGAGCAGAGGGAAUGAAACUCUCCAUCAAGUCAUAGCUUUGCGGGCAAUAGAUCAGAGGAUACUGCCAGUUUUUCUAAUGGAUUAUUGUUAUCGGGCAGGUUCUUCCUGAAGACUUUUUAGUGAAGCAGCUGUAUCUUCGAUUUCAUUGUGUGACCUUGAGACUUACUGUCAAGCCCUUAAGAUAACUGCUAGAUUUGGCAAGGUUAAAAGCAGGAAUUUGCAUUGUGGACUUUCUAAUCAGACACCCAACCUGUUCUUUGACCUGAUAAGAGUACGACUGGACAUUGUGAAAGUUUCUGGCUUGGACUUUCAAAUGGUAAGGCAUUCUGCUAGGAGAGUUUUCAUGUCUUUUUUAUGAGCUGUUGUGAGAUGACUUUGCACUGAAGUUUUCAGUUCCUGCAUCUGGUGGCACAAAUGAAAUGUUGUGACGCUACCAUAUGCCUUUCUUCACAUGAGACACAGCUUGAAAUAUUUUGAUAAGAUGAGAUGCUUGCGGAAACGAUCAGCAGUGUCAUUCUUAGGAGUCCUUGUCAUUUGCUUGCUGUUCAUGAACUUGUACAUUGAAGAUGGGUAUGUUUUGGAAGGGGACAAGCAAUUAAUCAGAGAAACAGCCACGCACCAGCUCAACCCAGAGCGCUAUGUUCACACUUUUAAAGAUUUGUCUAAUUUCUCAGGAUCUAUAAACAUUUCCUAUCGCUACCUAGCUGGCACGCCUUUGCCAAGGAAAAGGUAUCUUACAAUUGGGCUAUCCUCUGUGAAACGGAAAAAGGGAAACUACUUGCUUGAGACCAUCAAGUCCAUAUUUGAGCAGUCAAGUUAUGAGGAACUCAAAGAAAUCGCAGUGGUAGUGCAGCUGGCAGAUUUUGACUCAGCCUGGUGUGAAGGGAUGGUCCAGGAUAUUUCACAGAAAUUUGCACAUCACAUAAUUGCGGGCAGAUUAAUAGUUAUUCACGUCCCUGAAGAGUAUUACCCUGUACUGGAUGGCCUCAAGAGAAAUUACAAUGACCCAGAGGACCGUGUGAAGUUUCGAUCCAAACAAAAUGUAGAUUAUGCUUUCCUUCUUAACUUCUGUGCUAAUCUUUCUGACUACUAUGUGAUGUUAGAAGAUGAUGUUCGCUGCUCAAAGAAUUUUUUGACUGCUGUUAAGAAAGUAAUUACCUCACGAGAAGGAUCCUACUGGGUGACUUUGGAAUUCUCCAAACUGGGGUACAUUGGAAAGCUUUACCAUUCCCAUGACCUCCCACGUCUGGCCCAUUUUUUGUUGAUGUUCUACCAAGAAAUGCCUUGCGAUUGGCUGCUCAUCCACUUUCGUGGGCUGUUAGCUCAGAAGGAAGUGAUACGUUUUAAGCCAUCUCUUUUCCAGCAUAUGGGAUACUACUCGUCUUACAAAGGAGCUGAAAACAAGCUAAAGGAUGAUGAUUUUGAAGAGGAAUCUUUUGAUAUCCCUGACAACCCACCUGCAAACUUGCACACCAACAUGAAUGUAUUUGAAAACUAUGAGGCAAGCAAGGCUUACAGCAGCAUUGAUGAGUACUUCUGGGGCAAAGCUCCUUCUACGGGAGACUUCUAUGGGAUUGUAUUUGAAAAGCCCAUUAAAAUCAAUAAAAUUAAAGUUGUCACUGGAACUGAAGACCGGCAAAAUGACAUUUUGCAUCAUGGGGCCCUGGAAGUAGGAGAAAAGAUUGUAGGGAGUAAAAAAGGGAGACAGUGUACUACUUACUUGAGACUAGGGGAAUUCAAAAAUGGGAAUUUUGAAAUAACAGAUGUAGAGCACAAAGUUCUGUUUGAUAUUAACUGCAUGAGAAUACUUGUUACCAAAAGUCAAAAAGAAUGGCUGAUCAUUAGGAGCAUUAGCGUCUGGACUUCUCAAAUGCCAAAUCAAUAAAGCAAAACCACCUGAGAAGGUACAGAGUGCAUACAAUCAGCUGGGUCCCAACUGCUGCCAUUCCCCAGAAAAACUGACAUUUCCAACUCUUCACUAGAGACACGGAAGAUCUGGGGAAAUCACAAAACAAGCAAAGCAAUUUAUUUUUUACUAGUUUGGCCAGGCAAUAUACAAACACUUAUUUGUUGACACUUUUGAAUUUUAUAGGAAAUGCAAAGUUCUCAAACCUCUCUUGAGAUCUUGAACCCCUUUUUUAUUAUAAUUUCUCUGUAAGAGAGAUCUUCUGGACUAAACAGAACAAAACAAAACAUCCUAUAAUUACCAAAAGGUUUAAAGCUAUGACCAGUAUGUUGUGAAAAGAAAUUGGAUUGCACCUUACGCACAUAUAAAUUUAAAAUGUUUUGGUAGUAUGCGUUUGUACAAUAGUUGGUGAUGUGUUUCUUAUAAAGGCAGUUGUGACAAGGAAAUCUGUCCUGAAACUGGCAGUUUCAUUCUGAGCACUGUAAUAAAAUAGUGUGGCUAAUCAUUGCAACUUCUUUUCAAAAGGGAAUGUAUGUAAAAUUAUAAAUUUGACAUGACAACUAUGUAAAAAAUAGAUAAUUGCAUCUGUUAUUCUGUCUCAACAAAUAUCCUUUGUUCUUUUUCCUGGGUCCUUUCACUGAAACGAGCACUACUUGGAUUCUUUAUUACUUAGGGGACCAAUUUACUCUCCUUAUUCGAACAAAAUGCCUCACAGUAAGCAAGCAUUCUGCUUGAGUACAGAUGUCACUAUCAAACCCAAGCACCUCAAGGGCAACACUGUUCUCUAAGACAGGCAUCUUAACAGACCUCAGCUUCAACAUUCCCUGUUCCUUUACAACACGCAGAGCUCCCCAUGAGUUUGCACACAGCUGAAUACUACAGCAUGCUUUCCAAGGACUGUUAUGGCUUCCAUAUCUACAUGUCCAGUCCAUGUAUGAUACAAACGUAAAGUGUACCAGUUAAUCAAUUGGAGGUGAACGUAAUCACCAGUCUUUCCCAGAUGAUCUCUAGCCAAUAGAGCAGAUGCAAAAGGAAGAAUCCUGAUUCCAUGAAAAAUUAAAGUGUUUCUAAAUUAGUUUUUCUUUUUUCUUCAGUUUUCUAAUUAUCAUGUUAGUUUUGUAGACAUCUUCCCACUGCCUCUGGUUAUUCCUUGUAAGCUUAUUUUGCCUAACUUUAGCCAAUAAGCAGGAAAGUACCCUGAGUCCUCAUGACUUCAGUGUCAACUCUGGACUUUUAGUGCAACACACAGGGAGGCUGUGGAGCUGUAUGAUUUAUACUAUAUGCAUACAUUUGCAUUAGCAGAAUCUCCAGCCUCUCUCAAGUAGACGCACUAAGAAAUCCAUGAGUAUCAAGUGUGACACAGAUGAACACUGUAUUGUCAGUCUCCUGAAUACUGUGGUUAUCAUCGAACUGCAUGUAUGGGUUUUAGUGAAACCUGGAAGGCAAGGAUUAAAUUUCAAGAAAGCCUGCACUGACCAAGAGUGAACUAACUACUGUACUCAAUACAUCCAAACCUAACAUGGCUAUUUCAGAAAGGUAAAUUAUUCAAAAAUCUACACAAAACAGCAAUGGAAUUGCUUUUCCUGGUUCAUAAAUCCUGAUAAAUUCAGGUCCAGGUUUGGCAAAUCCCCCAAUACAGAGGUAAGGUACAUUUUAAAAUAAAUCUUCUGGUAUAUGCUUCUACAUAAUUCAGAAAAGCAUCCUUUUCUCAAAGAAAGUCUUUGUUUCUUUGUUCCUUAAUACACACCAAAACCUCUGUUCUUCAUCUACAUAGCUUCAGUAAAAUAGAUUAAAAGUGGCAUACAUGUUCAAUCUGAAAAGGAAAAUAACUUUUUUUUUUAAAUGAAAAAUACGUGCUAAUUUCAAAUGAUUAUAAAUACUUAUGAAGGACUUGCUUUUUAACAGUGAUCUUCCAUGACCACCAAAUAAUUAGUUGAUAAUUAGUCAUUAAUCAACACCAGGUUUUUUUCAUGAACUGUCAUUCUUCUAUUUUUCCUUUCCUUGAUCAUUAAGUAUUAGUGCCAAAACAAACAUACCUGUGUUAACCAGGAACAUUGCCUUUACUUUUAUUCAGAAAUGCAGUAUGUCCAAACCAAUCUUCUAAAUUGGAAUGGAAAAUAUACUUGGUCCCAAGGUUUAAAAUGUUCUUGUAAUCAAAACCAUGCACAAUAUGAAUAGCUAGUACAAAUUAAAUGCUCUCAACAUAAGCCUGAAGUAAUUUCAAUGGUAUUUUUUAAUUAGGAGCUGAACAAAACUGCUUUCAUUUUUAAAACAACAGUAGUAAUGAAUCUCAUCUUCAAUAUCAUGGCUUAGCAGUGAGAACUCUCAUCUGGCUGUUACCAGACUGAGAGGGUCAAACCCACAAAUGCCAAGUGAAUGCCCUCAAAGGAAGCUUUCCUUGGGUGUGGAUAGUGGUAUGUGCUGGGAAUGAGAGGCAUGCACCACCCUUCCUGUUGAAUUUGAGUUGAUUUGGAAAAAAUAAUUAACAAUACAUUUAUUCCAGGAGAGGCAAGUAUGCAGUUCUAUAAGCUAGUGUUUUGAGACUCACCUUAGUACAUGGGUCCCAGCUCCUCCUUCACAGAAUGCAUAUUUUAUCCAACUCAUUCACAUGAAAAAGGUUGCCAAAUUUUGAAAAAAAAAAAAAAAAAAAAAAACACCAAAAACUGGUUUUCAGACAGAUUUCAGAAAGAUGUAUUUGAAGAUACAUUUUUUUCUUCAUGUGCUAAGAAAAGUGAUUGCCUUCUGAAGGGGAAAUAUUUAAUCAGACAUGGAUAUGUUCACUAAUACUUCUCAAACUUUGAAUUUUCUUUUUUUCGCUGAUGAAGCAAAAGAUUAGUAGCGUCACAAAGCUCCGUUCAUUGUGUAUACAGUUGGUUCUGUUGAUGUGUAUUUCCUGCGUUCAUUUGUGGACUGAACAUCAGUAUUUUCAUACCAAAAUGCCAAUACUGAAAAUAUUACACUGUGGUCUGCACACUGAGGGAUCUGUUCUUCACUAACAUACAUGUAUUGGUCCUACUGGCACUGUUUGGGAUUCCUCGUUGUAUAAUGUCCUCGGGCCUUUUUUUCUUUUCUUAACUAAAAGCCAGUUUGUCAUCUACCUUUCUUCACAUAGUGUAAUCCCUCUGACAUAGAGAAUUUUGGGGAAGUGAAAUACUACUCACUGUGAAUUAAAAGAAGAACUGAGCCCUUAGUUUAGUGCAGAAUAAACAAAACCAGAAGCAGUAACUUUCAGGCAAAACAGUUUCAGCAUAUUUACUAUAUGUACUAUGAUAAAGAUAAUUCACUAAGGUGCAAUAUGAAUGUGUUAUUUUUAGAUCAAUGUUCAAACAUGAUGCUCUGUUUUACUCUCUGCUUAGUAUUCUCUUGUGUUAGACACUAAUGGUUUUGCUUUUAUAAAGGGAAAUGGGGAACUUGUUCAUUAUUGAAUUAUCAAAAGUUAAAUAAACAGCAAACUAUAACACCUUAGAAAAUAUUUCAUCUGGAAAACUAUUAAAGGAAAAAAAGCUAUGGUUAACCAUCUUAAAAACUGCAGAUGCAAUCAGCUUUCAUUGUGAAGCAUUUCAGAGAUUCUGAUGGAAAUGAUAGUUAUUACUACUCUCGUUAAAUUUGCAGUUCUGUUAGGCUACGUAUCAAUAAGUAUUAAAUUAUGAGUAGUAAGGCAGAUCAUGUAUCAUGAGCUCAAGCAGGGUCAUAUCCUCAAAUGGUACAGUAUAGUGUUUUGCAAAACACAGGUGGAAAAUUGAGAUGUAUUAUAAUGAAAACAAAUUAAGUGAUUUUGAUGUCAUAUUCUAUAUACAAAGACAAAUGAAGUGUCUCCACCACUCCAUCAACUUGUCAGAUAAAAUAAAACGGGGGGCUUAAUCCUUGUU